Molecule: messenger RNA, 1585 nt
Organism: Brassica napus (rape)
Lineage: Eukaryota; Viridiplantae; Streptophyta; Magnoliopsida; Brassicales; Brassicaceae
Product: cytochrome b561 and DOMON domain-containing protein At3g61750
Exons: 4
Coding region: 49-1368 (439 amino acids)
Source: RefSeq, a predicted model, not a curated record
UCUCAGAAUCCAAUCGAAGGAAAAGAUUAAAAACCCAAUUUGGUGAUUAUGAUUGAUCGCCAUCUUCAACCACUUUCACCACCAAACUCAAUCACUCUUCUUCUUCGUCUUCUUCCUCACCAAAAUUGCAUCCAUCUCUACUCCUCUCGUCUCUCUGCUCCAACUUUGGCCAUGAGAACCCUCGUCGGAUUCUACAUCCUCUGUCUUCUACUCGGACAAGAUCUUCCUUUUCUACUAGCAGAUGACGUCAACUUCAUCAACGACUCAACCCAAAACCUCUGUUUUGCAACUCGUUUAUCUGACUUCCUCCCACCACCGUACAGCAACAUCUCCGACUCCAUGCCGUGUACACCUCUCUGGAACACAUUCGUCUUAAGGUACUCUGAAAACAGAGACAAUGUGAUGACGAUCAUAGUCUCGGCUCUAUACACGACCGGGUGGGUCGGAGUUGGAUUCUCCAGAGACGGGAGGAUGGUGGGAUCGAGCGCGAUGGUGGGGUGGAUUACGAAGAAGGGUCAUGCUAAAAUCAAACAGUACUAUCUUCAAGGAACAGAGAGAGACCAAGUUGUGCCGGAUCAGGGAGAGUUACAGUUACAGAAAGUUCCUCCUGUGGUGGCUCUUCAUGGAGCGAUGAUUUAUUUGGCUUUUCAGGUUAAGUUUACCGUUAAAGUCCCUCGUAGAGCAGUGAUUCUAGCGUUUAGCACAGCUUAUCCUUCGAAGCUGGGUCGUUUGAGUAAGCAUGAUGAUAAAACUACUGUCAUCGUCGACUUCUCCAAAGCAAAUGGAGUAACGUCCAUGCAAACGACGGGUUCUACGGAGAAGACUAAACAUGGAGUAAUGGCGAUACUUGGAUGGGGUUUCUUACUUCCUCUAGGAGCAAUCCUCGCGCGAUAUCUCAGACAUAGAGACCCUCUUUGGUAUUAUCUUCACAUCGGUAUUCAGUUCACCGGCUUUAUCUUCGGUUUAGCCGCUGUUAUUCUCGGGAUUCGGCUUUACAAUAGGAUCCAACCAGAUAUACCUGCACAUCGAGGCAUUGGGAUCUUUCUUCUAAUCCUUAGCAUUCUUCAGGUUUUGGCUUUCUUUGCGCGGCCGCACAAGGAGACAAAGAUGAGGAGAUACUGGAAUUGGUAUCAUCAUUGGAUUGGGAGAAUCUCUUUGUUCUUUGGAGCAGUGAACAUUGUUCUUGGAAUUAGAAUGGCUAAUAGUGGAGAAGAUGGAUGGAAAAUUGGAUAUGGGUUUGUUUUGGCGGUGACAUUACUUGCUUUUAUUGUUCUUGAAAUAUGCAGGAUUCGUGGCUCCAUUGGUUCACCUUCUUCUCACACACCUCCUUCUUUUGAGACACAUCCAAGUUCUACUAGUAGUGUCUGAUUCAAGAUCCUCUGUCGUUUGUCAGUCCUCUGUUUAUGUACAUACCUUUUUGGAUUUUGUGGGGUGAAGUAAUUUUGCUGAGUGAAGUUUGUUUAGAUUAGCAUGGUGGAAUUUUUUAUUUUGUUAAUUUUCUUUUUAAUCUCUCUUUUUUUUUGUCAUUUUGACUUGUAAAUUGGAGUUUUCAAGGUUGCUUUUCAUAUACUUCAUUUUAUUAUUA